AUGGACGUUUUAGAAAAUUAUUAUUCACUGAAAGCUGUUGUGCGUUCUGCAAGUCAACAUUUUACUAUCGCUAUAAAUAAAGGAACACAUUGGUUGUAUUUUGAUGAUAUCUGCAGAUCAAUUCAGCAAUAUUCCACUUUUCAAAACCUCUUGAUUGCCCAUGCCAAUGGCUGGUAUUUUGCUGUCUAUGAAAAGUCUGCCAUUCCAUUCAUUGAUAGCGGUAAUGCACAUGCAGCUGUGAACCAAUCUAAGUACACCCAAGAAUACCUCACAGGACAUUCAGUGCCAAAAGUACUCAUUAAUGAUACUUUAACAGUGCCAUCAAACAAACACAUUGCACAAGCAAAACAAAAUGCAUACAUGAAAGAAUAUCGAAAGAAAAGAAAAAGUAAUGAAACUGCAGAAGAACAACUUGCAAAAAACAAAAGCAAAAUGCUUACAUGA
This is a messenger RNA of Porites lobata, 444 nucleotides long. NCBI's taxonomy places the organism in Eukaryota, Metazoa, Cnidaria, Anthozoa, Scleractinia, Poritidae. The record is from the annotation of a GenBank genome assembly.